Molecule: messenger RNA, 714 nt
Organism: Aspergillus calidoustus
Lineage: Eukaryota; Fungi; Ascomycota; Eurotiomycetes; Eurotiales; Aspergillaceae
Source: the annotation of a GenBank genome assembly
AUGGUCGAUAUCCACUGUCAGCGCGUCAUCUUCUGUGCAUCCGCCGACAACGGUUACGCUCGUCCUGACUCACUCGGUCGACAUCGUGGUUCAGAUCGUAUAUCUCUCGUCGAAGGUCCGCCAUUCGCUAAUGAGAUGAGGCAGCUGGCAAAAGGCUUUGCAACCACUACCUUUGACACUGUGUUUAUGUCCAAGAAACUCAAGCCCACGAGGAAAGUAUCAUUCGGCGAUACGAGUUCUAUCACGCCUCCGACAACACCGACCCCAAACUAUGCCUCGGCAGCAAAGACACUGCCAGCACAGUCUGCUGCACCGGCUACAGCUCCGACAACGAAUACGGCAAUACGAUCGCUGGCCGUUUGCAUUAACGCCCAGGGACACCGCGUCGAUAGGCCCCUGAGGACCUCAUCAAAAGACUCCGUCAACGCUCUGAAGCGGAGGAAGCUAUGCAACGCGUUCCAUAUUCUCGGGUCAUGCCCGUAUAGCAAUUACAGCACUUGUUCGCAUAAGCACGGUCCGGCUCUUUCUGCACAGGAAAGAGUAGAUCUAAUGUCCAUUGCCCGUUUGUGUGUCUGUUCGAGCGGCCUCUUCUGUGAGGAUCCGAAAUGUAUUUAUGGACAUCGGUGUCCUUGGGAGAAUUGCAACUGGAAAGAUUGUCGAUUUUCGGAGGAGAUGCAUGGGGUUGACACGAGGAUUGUUAGGGAGAUUGUUUAG